This is a messenger RNA of Cololabis saira (Pacific saury), 1826 nucleotides long. It is a transcript of the gene sash3, whose product is annotated as SAM and SH3 domain containing 3. Lineage: Eukaryota; Metazoa; Chordata; Actinopteri; Beloniformes; Belonidae. The coding region runs from base 130 to 1341 and encodes 403 amino acids. The transcript has 8 exons. The record is from RefSeq and is a predicted model, not a curated record. Gene Ontology annotation, molecular function: protein binding.
UCCUCCUCUUUCUCUUUACUUGACUCCGGCUGACACGCCACAGCAACAGUUUUCCCCACAUAUCAAAAACGGUGCCUAUUUCUCGCAGCGUUUUGUUCCAGAGAUAUCCGAGGAAAGCUAGCAAAGACGAUGUUGAGGCGAAGGCCUUCAAACGCCUCGGAGAAGGAGCAGGGUCAGGGUCAGAAGAAGAAGCUCACCUUGCAGAGGUCCAGCAGCUUCAAAGGUUUCAUGUCACCCAAAACCCCUCCUGUCGUGUCAGAGAAGGAGUUCACCUUGGAAGAACAUGAGGCAGAUGUUGGGACAGAUGAGGCAGUGAAAAGCACCAGCAAGUUGGGGAAGAAAUGGCGAAAUGUCAUCUCUCGUACGAUGACCCGCAAGACAUCCAAGAUGGUGCAGAAGGCUCUGGCUGAGGAGGGGGGGGAGAGUGGUGAGGAUCUGUCUCCCGUCUCCGCUGACUGGCUUCCAGAUCUGACUGCAGGACAAAGGACGUCUGUGUGCUCCACGGGCUCGGAGGACACCAUGCCCAGCCCCAUCACCCGCCAGCUAUCUGGCAGCAGUGACAGACAGAGCCUGGACAGCGGCUACUGCCAGAGGGACAGCAUGAGACUGGAGGACAAUGGCGUCCCUUACAACGGGCCAUUCUGCGGUCGUGCCCUGGUCCACACAGACUUCACCCCCAGCCCCUAUGACAUCGAUUCUCUGAAACUGCAAAAAGGAGACAUUAUCCAUAUUAUCGACAAACCUCCUGUGGGCACCUGGACAGGGAAACUCAACAACAACAAGGUGGGCUCCUUCAAGUUCAUCUACGUCAAUCUACUCCCUGAUGAGACUGAGAGCCCCCCAACCAGGACGAAGCACAGACAACGCAAUAGCCGGCGAGCCAAAUCCAGGCCCAAAACCCUGGAGGAAGUCCUGGACGGCAUCGGGCUGACGGAGCUCAGUCCUUUACUGUCCAUGCACGGUUUCCAGAGCCUGGAGGACUUUGCAGGACUAAAGGAGUCCCACUUGAAUGAGCUGAACAUCAUGGACCCAGAGCAGCGCUCCAAGAUCCUGAACACCACUGACCAGCUCAGAGAAUCUGAAGAAGAGUCCGAGCCAGAGGAAGAAGAAGAUGAGGAGGCCCGAUCCGUGGAAGAUGCCAAGGAGCCACGGGACUCAGGCUGCUUUGAGAGCUCAGAGAACCUGGAGAGCGGGCGCGAGGAGCCAAAGACGGAGGACGAGACUAACGAUGAAACUGAGAAACACGAGCAGGAGUCAGAGGAGUCAAAGGAGACCCCGACAGAGCAGCUGGAGGCUGUAGAGGAGCAGCUGCAGGAGCUGACAGUGGACGAAGAACCCUGAGGGACAACUGAAAAUGACCCUGCCUUCCCAGUUUACCGGGCCAAUGUGGAUGCAAGUUUAAUGUCAUUAAAAUCUCUCUUUAUGGAAAGAGAAUGGACUGUCGACAGUUUGAGGCUGAAAUACUGAAGAAAGAGAACGUCCUCCAUUUCUGCUUUCACUGUUGUGCGAGGAGCAAAACUUUUGACCGGCUGUUACAGCUGCUUUGCUACAUCUCUUGUUAAAAAGUAAUAAGUAAGUAGAUAUGUUGCUUCUCUUUAAGGUGUCAUGUAAGGUGUCUGAUCAUAACAGCACGACUUCCUGUUGUUUUUUUGUCCUCCUCAGGCAGUUUUCAUGCCAUGUCGCUGAGUAUGAGAUGUAAAAUAUGUUCAUGUUCAACAUGUAAUUUGGUUAAAGCUGUGUCACAUUGAUGUUUGUGGCAUGUUAUCAUGAGGAAAUGCUGUAAAUACAAACUAAAUAAACAUCACUGACAAUGCAGCUCAUAAUUA